This is a messenger RNA of Theileria parva strain Muguga, 1534 nucleotides long. RefSeq names its product Papain family cysteine protease family protein. The transcript is spliced from 2 exons. Lineage: Eukaryota; Apicomplexa; Aconoidasida; Piroplasmida; Theileriidae. Gene Ontology annotation, molecular function: cysteine-type endopeptidase activity. Bases 208 to 1527 code for a protein of 439 amino acids. Gene Ontology annotation, cellular component: lysosome. The record is from RefSeq and is a predicted model, not a curated record.
AAUCAUUUAAUUAUUUUUAAUAUUUGGUUGAAGUAUUAAGAAACUUAUAAAUAGCAAUUUUGACUAUUACACUUAAACCUUUGUCAUUAUAUUCUGCUUGCUAUUCGUCGUUUUUACUUUGGAAUAUUUCCAUAUUCUUCCAUUAUUUUAACAGGAACUGUUUUUAUUUAAUUUUUAAUUUUUAAUUUUUGUUAAUUUGUAUUAACCAUGGUUAGUUCCGUUGUUUCUAACCCGAAUGAACGCCUUGUUAAUAACAGGGUCGAGAAUGAUUUGGAGUCGUCUGAUGAUACUUUAUCUACUCAGGCCAAGCCUGUUUCUCGUUUAUUGACUAGGAAACUCCUUUUGGGUGUUGUCGUUUUAUUCUUUUUGGCUGGCGUUUCCGUCGUUUCUUACUUUCUCUUUAGUAAAUACAAGAUGUUAAAUAAGUUUAAGAGGGAGUUGGAUGACCACUUGACUAAGGAUUUUCCGAACCUAGAAAGGUCUAAACGUGACACUUGUUUCGACGAGUUGACUAGACUCUUUGGUGACGGUUUCCUAUCUGACGAUCCUAAACUUGAAUACGAGGUUUACCGUGAAUUUGAAGAAUUUAACUCCAAAUACAACAGACGUCAUGCCACUCAGCAGGAGCGUCUCAACAGACUCGUCACUUUCCGCUCUAACUAUCUCGAGGUUAAAGAACAAAAGGGUGAUGAACCAUAUGUCAAGGGUAUCAACAGAUUCAGUGACCUCACUGAAAGAGAAUUCUACAAAUUGUUCCCAGUAAUGAAACCACCAAAGGCAACAUAUUCUAAUGGUUACUACCUAUUAUCCCACAUGGCAAACAAGACUUACCUGAAGAACCUGAAAAAGGCCUUAAACACUGAUGAAGAUGUUGACCUCGCUAAACUCACUGGUGAGAAUCUUGACUGGAGGAGAUCUUCAUCAGUUACUUCUGUUAAGGACCAGAGUAACUGUGGUGGCUGCUGGGCAUUCUCAACUGUAGGUUCAGUUGAGGGCUAUUACAUGUCUCACUUUGACAAGAGUUACGAACUCAGUGUCCAAGAAUUAUUGGACUGUGACAGUUUUAGCAACGGAUGCCAAGGUGGUUUAUUGGAAUCGGCCUAUGAAUAUGUUAGAAAGUACGGUUUAGUAUCAGCCAAAGACUUGCCUUUUGUAGACAAGGCUAGAAGAUGUUCCGUACCAAAGGCCAAAAAGGUCAGUGUACCAUCAUACCAUGUUUUCAAGGGGAAAGAAGUCAUGACUAGAUCCCUCACUUCCUCGCCCUGCUCUGUAUAUCUAUCUGUUUCACCCGAACUUGCCAAGUAUAAAUCUGGUGUUUUCACUGGUGAAUGCGGCAAAUCACUUAACCACGCAGUUGUGCUGGUAGGUGAAGGCUACGAUGAAGUCACCAAAAAGAGAUACUGGGUUGUACAAAACUCCUGGGGAACUGAUUGGGGCGAAAACGGCUAUAUGAGACUAGAAAGAACUAACAUGGGAACGGAUAAAUGCGGUGUUCUUGACACCUCAAUGUCUGCAUUUGAACUUUAAUAAUAUG